CCGUGGUCGGUCAUCAGUGUAGCUCUCGCUAGCUUUUGGUGAAUAUCGCAUCUGCCAACUACUCCACAAAAUAAUCAAACAUGUCUCUUCAACGUGCUGUUCUCGCCAAGAUUGCCGGCAAGCGCAAUCCCGAGAUGGACAAGGAGGCCCAGGAAUGGAUUGAGUCGAUUCUUGGUGAGAAAUUCCCCGCUGGUCAGCAGUACGAUGAUGUGCUUAAGGACGGCCAAGUGCUCUGCAAUCUGAUGAACAAACUAGCCCCCAACUCUGUGGCCAAGGUCAACUCAUCGGGCGGCCAGUUCAAGUUCAUGGAGAACAUCAACAACUUCCAGAAGGCCAUGAAGGAGUACGGCGUGCCAGACAUUGAUGUCUUCCAGACCGUCGACUUGUACGAGAAGAAGGAUAUCGCCAACGUGACCAACACCAUCUUCGCCUUGGGCCGUGCUUGCUACAAGCAUGCCGACUUCAAGGGUCCCUUCCUGGGCCCCAAGCCCGCUGAUGAGUGCAAGCGCGACUUCAGCGAGGAGCAGCUGAAGGCUGGCCAGACCAUCGUUGGCCUGCAGGCUGGUUCCAACAAGGGCGCCACACAGGCUGGACAGAACAUUGGCGCUGGCCGCAAGAUCUUGCUCGGCAAGUAAGCGUGUUGUGUUGAAAAGAGAAAACCCAAGUGCUAUGUAAUUGUUAAGCCUACAGCAAGCAAAACAUUAAACUGAAAACAAAACUAUUCCUCACAAAAACAAACACACACCUACAAAAACACCCACACACAAGCACACAUGCAGUUAAAAUGCAAGGCUUCCAAAAAUCAAUACCAAAGAAAAGUAGUGCCUUAUAUUAAGUAUACGCCUAAGUUUAUUUAUAUAAAAUAAAGAUGUUAUGAAGAGAAGUAA
This is a messenger RNA of Drosophila busckii, 887 nucleotides long. RefSeq names its product muscle-specific protein 20 (gene Mp20). The transcript is spliced from 3 exons. NCBI's taxonomy places the organism in Eukaryota, Metazoa, Arthropoda, Insecta, Diptera, Drosophilidae. Gene Ontology annotation, molecular function: protein binding. The record is from RefSeq and is a predicted model, not a curated record. Bases 81 to 635 code for a protein of 184 amino acids.